Molecule: messenger RNA, 303 nt
Organism: Cylicostephanus goldi
Lineage: Eukaryota; Metazoa; Nematoda; Chromadorea; Rhabditida; Strongylidae
Source: the annotation of a GenBank genome assembly
AUGAGAACCGGUGCGAAAAUUUCCAUUGUUGAUACCGUCAGGGAAGAGAAAAAAUGCCGUGAUCGUGUUAACAAAGAAGAGCACUUCAAUCCGAAAGGAGCUGACUUUCUAGAAGACCCACGAAGUAUGAAAGUAGCCCUGACCAGAUGCAGACACGGCCAAUUUCUGUUGGGCCAUCAAGAAUCCCUGGAGAAGGUGCCUCUGGAAGACGGUCCCGGAUUGGGCGCAAAGCCAAAACGCCAUGAUAUCGUCGACGAGCCACUAUUUUCGGGCGUGAACACAGGAAGUAAGCAUUUAAGUUGA